UGAAGAAACUGAGGCACAGAGAGGUGAAAUCACUUGCCUAAGGUCACACUGCUGGUACGUAGCAGAGCUGUGUGGCCUGGAUCCGAAACCCACAGCGCCGGUGAGAUGAGCGGCGGGAAGGCCGGUUUUCUUAGUCAACUUAUCAGGCAGGGAAGGAGGGCAGAGUCAUGCAGGAGCCAGUUCAGGUGGUUUGGCCACAGUCCCCAGCUCAGCCUCACCUGCUGCUGACUGCGGACCCCACCCCCCACCGUGGGGAACAACCAACGUCAACAGGAAGAAAACAGACCCGGGAGGUUCUCCUGCCAUGCCUGCCGUGGCCCCACCUGCCCCACAAGUCACCACACCCAACCCUCCCAGCCCAGCGGAUUUGCAAAAGAGAAAACAAAACACACACACAAAUAAUCGCCAACCCCGUGCCUUUCCUGGCAUCCGGUGACUGUUUGGUCAAGAGCUCCCUCCCUCUCUGGGUACCCGCUGGACACUCCUAACCCUCUCCAGCUGCCGCCGGCUCGGGUGGCUGAUCACAGGCUCAGCCCCCCGGCAGGGGCCUCCCACUCCCAGGGAAAGCAGCGAAGGAUCCAAGGGGGCCAGCAGCCGAGAUCUGCCAGCCCUGAGCCCCACCGGCCACCCUCUGCCAGCUCAAAGUCACCUUUGCCACAACUCCUCCGCUGGGCAGCCGGUCAGAGCCAGCCCAAGGCCCCGUCCCUCUCAGCUCCGCAGGAACUAGGAACCACUCCCCACUGGGCAAUCAUUAAUCAGAUUCUUGACAUUCCUCUGCCCCAGGUCGGCUUGGGAACAUGCUCCCCACAGGAGAGGGAGCAGAGGCCCAGGGCUGCCAUCUGGACAUGCAGCUGGCGGGCAAGGUGGUGCUGUCUGCCGCUGCCCUGCUCCUGGCGACCGCAGCCUACAGGCUGUACAAGCCAAGGCCUGCCCAGGCCCCCCUGGGGGGUGGGAACGCCAAGGCUGAGGCCAAGGACGAGGCAGAGGGCUCCAGGCAGCCUGCCAUCCAGGAGGCUGUUUCCGGGGCGCCACAGUGGGGCCUGAGACGCCGGAGGGGAAGCAAGGGGGCCGGAGUAUCGCUGGGCUGCAGCUGGGAGAAUCCGGAGGGUCCCGGAGUCCUGGCGACAGAGGCACCUCCUGCAGACUCAGAAGCCCAAGCCACUGGGAAACCCGAGAGGAAACGUGCUGGUGAGGAACGGGGUGGGCAGUGCAGGGACUCUGGCCUGGCACCUCCUCGGGGCAGUGGCCAGGAAGCCGGAACAGCUGCUGGCGGUAAGCUGCCCUGUCGCGCCCAUUGGUGCAGUGAACCCCAAAGCUCCCUAACUGGCCUUGCUGCAGCGGACGGCAGCGGUGUGAGCGGUGAGCUUGCCCCAUGGCGGGACAGCAGAUCCCAGGAGCAGCUGCGGGCCGGGGAGCAGGAAUCCUCCGACCGGUGCAGGGCGGCCCACACAGAAGGCAAGAGUGACAUGAACAAGAGCUGGGUCUUUACGCGUGUGACAGGGGUCCACAGGGAAGAGGCUGGGGCCCUCCGGGCUGCCUCGGACAUGGGCCUGGCCCUGCGUCAGCAGGAGGGAGCCACCGAGGCCUCCUAUACCUUCUUGUCUGUGGCCCGGGUUCGAGUGGAGGAGAAUUUCAUACCGGAGAAGAUGGAGGGGGCCAGGCCCAGGCUGAAGCGCAAGGUGUACGACUACUGUGUUGAAUCCACCCGUCAGGCCACCUCCAGGGACAGGCUGGCCCCCAGAACAGCAGCCCUGGCGGAGGCUCCACCCCCUGUGUCAGGGCCAGGCCCCCUGGGAGUGGGGGCAGCCUCGGGAGGCCAGGCCGAUGACAGAGUAGGUGGAGUGGGGACAGCCGCCCCCCCCGAGCCUGUGCUGUCACCCUCUGCACAAGGCUUCAGCAGGAAGCAGAGCCUCCUUCAGAUCGUGGAGAACCCGGAGCUCCAGCUGCAGCUCAAAGGCUUUGGGGACCCUGCUCCAUCGUGCCCAGACCAGAGCGCCCUGCCCACCAGCCCCAUGUCCCGGGGUUCUCUUGGGUCCAGCUCAGCUGGAAGCAGCGGGAAGCCCCACCUGCACUUUGUGGCUGGGGCCAAUUUCUUUCACCUCCCACUCAGCCCUGGAUCAGCCCCAGGUGCCCACCUGGAUCUGGGCAAUUGUUAUGAGGUGCUGGCCUUUGCCAAGAAGCAGAGCCUGGAGGCCCUGAAGGAAGCCGCCUACAAGGUGAUGAGUGACAACUACCUCCAGGUCCUGCGCAGCCCAGACAUCUACGGGUGCCUGAGUGGGGCAGAGCGGGAGCUGAUCCUCCAGAGACGGCUCCGGGGCCGCAAGCACCUGGUGGUGGCUGACAUGUGCCCCCAGGAAGACUCCAGCCGCCUCUGCUGCUAUGACGACGAGCGGGAUGUCUGGCACCCGCUGGCCCGUCUGCCCCCUGAGGCUGUGUCCCGGGGCUGUGCCGUCUGUAGCCUCUUCAAUUAUCUCUUCAUCGUGUCCGGUUGCCAGGGGUUUGGGCACCAGCCCUCCAACCGUGUCUUCUGCUACAACCCGCUGACGGGCAUCUGGAGUGAGGUGUGCCCUCUGAACCAGGCCCGCCCUCACUGCCAGCUGGUGGCCCUGGAUGGACACCUGUACGCCAUCGGGGGUGAGUGUCUGAACACGGUGGAACGCUACGACCCUCGCCUGGACCGCUGGACCUUUUCCCCGCCGCUCCCCAGUGACACCUUUGCCCUGGCGCACACAGCCGCGGCGUGUGCCGGAGAGAUCUUCGUCACCGGCGGCUCCCUGCGCUACCUGCUGUUCCGAUUCUCCACCCAGGAGCAGCGCUGGCGGGCCGGCCCCACUGGGGGCGGCAAGGACCGCACAGCCCAGAUGGUGGCGGUCAAAGGCUUUCUCUAUCGCUUUGACCUCAACCGCAGCCUGGGCAUCAGCGUGUACCGCUGCAGCGCCAGCACCCGCCUCUGGUACGAGUGCGCCACAUAUCGGACCCCUUACCCGGACACCUUCCAGUGUGCCGUGGUGGACGACCUCAUCUACUGUGUGGGGCGCCAGCGCACCCUCUGCUUCCUGGCCGACUACGUCUCACCCAGGUUUGUGCCCGAGGAGCUACAGAGCUUCCCCUCCCCGCAGGGCACCCUCCUGCCCACCGUCCUGACCUUGCCCGGCCCUGAUGUGCCCCAGACCAGGGUCUAGUGGCCCCUCUGCUGGGCCCCUUCUGCAAAACUAGAGGCAAAAACAUCCCCUACCCAUCCUCCAUGGACCAUUUCUGGGAGAUCAGGUGGCCUGGGAAUCUGGCCAGCAGGAGGUGAAUUCCAGUCCUUUCUCCUCCACUGGAUGGACUUCUUAGCUGCAUCUUUGCCCCCGUUGGGCUGCAGAAGCCCAGUGUGGAAAUGGAACUCGGGACUGGUGCUCUGAGGCCCAGGAUGCCCAUGUCCGCAGGGAUGGCCAUCACCUUGCUUGAGCUUUGAAUGGGGGACAGGUACCAGGACCCCAGCCAAGUUCAGGGGCACAGCCUUAUCCCAAUCCUGGUUCCGAGGGCCAGUUGACCCCCAAUGACCCCUCAAGCUGACCCUGCUGGUUCUGGGCUAGACCUCCAUAAGCCACCAGGGCCUCUUCCUAAACAUUGGCCACUGAGCCCCAACCUCCAAGAUUCCCAGGAGCACCUGGGACACACAGGUGGGGAAAAUGAAGGGAGGCGGCUCCAGCAGGACCAGGAAGGGGCCCAGGAGAGCCCCAGGGGGCCCGGCCAGAGGGAGAGAUGGCUGGAGAAGCAGAACAGCUGAAGUUGGAACAGCCCACGGGAGCUCUUGUCUGCAGAAUAAAUUGACCAAAGCCCAC
Molecule: messenger RNA, 3827 nt
Organism: Orcinus orca (killer whale)
Lineage: Eukaryota; Metazoa; Chordata; Mammalia; Artiodactyla; Delphinidae
Gene: KLHDC7A
Product: kelch domain containing 7A
Exons: 2
Coding region: 798-3182 (794 amino acids)
Molecular function (GO): protein binding
Source: RefSeq, a predicted model, not a curated record